This is a messenger RNA of Schistosoma haematobium, 4572 nucleotides long. RefSeq names its product Ataxin-3, variant 3. Bases 707 to 3466 code for a protein of 919 amino acids. Gene Ontology annotation, biological process: protein deubiquitination. The transcript is spliced from 6 exons. Gene Ontology annotation, molecular function: cysteine-type deubiquitinase activity. Lineage: Eukaryota; Metazoa; Platyhelminthes; Trematoda; Strigeidida; Schistosomatidae. The record is from RefSeq and is a predicted model, not a curated record. Gene Ontology annotation, cellular component: nucleus.
AAUACAACAUAAAAAUGUUAAUAUUAUAAAACCUCUGAUCUGUUUACUAUUCUAUGAUAUCAGAGACCAUAAGCUAAAAGUCACUGAUUUCUAUUGAAAACAUAGUGUACCGUAUCGAUAUAUAUAUAGUGGUGUUAACCUCACUGAAUAUUUAAUCUACACUCAUAACCUUUCAUGCAUUUGGUUUUAUGACAAGAUUCUCAUAAAUUUAAGUCAACAGAUAUCGCAAAAUGUUUUGAUUGAUGAUAACUAGGUGACACUUUAUCGCUAUUUUAUUCUAAAUUGAGAUUCUCCAGCAGUUCAUAAUAAUUGUGUUUAGAUGCCUUAUAUCUGACUUCAAUUGGAUUAUAUGCUGAUUUUUAUUGAAAUACAUAUGCCGGCUAUCCUCGCAUAUAAUUAUCGACGUAAUCUUCGUUGGUGAUAUCGGAAUUAAAUAAGUACAUUUCAUGCACUCAUUGAUUUGAACAGGCAAUCAAGAAGACGAAGCAAAGAGGGAAGAGAGAAGCAGACUAAAGAAGAUUCAAUUAAACAAAAGUUGGCUAAAAGGAGAGUUAUCGUAAAUUGAACAAUAUGUGGCUUAAAUUCCAUGUAGCCAAAAGGAUUAUUAUAAUUAAGAACUAUGUUAAAAUGUUUGUGGACUUUUGUUACUCUUCAACAUUUGAAAAUCACAUUCUUGAAUAAUCAAUCUACCGUGACCAAUUAACUAAUGGUCGUGAUUCAGACCAAUACACAUGAUAAUGUUAUGGAUGUAAUUCAGUCAGAUAAUAAUAAAACAAAAAAAGAAAUCAAUACUCAUCCUAAUAAUUCUACAUUUUAUGAUUCUAGUCAUUGUAUAUCAACUAACAAUGUAUCCAGUCAAAACUAUUCUACAAAUGAUGUAGACAAUCAAAUAUUGAUUGAUAACCAAAAUGAAUCGAGUUCACUUAAUAACAAUAAUGAAGAACUAUUAAUUGAUAGAUUAUAUAAACGAAGACAAUUGUUGUUACAACAUUUAUCUGUAGAAAUACAAAAAUAUGAACAAUUAUGUUGGGAUGAAAUGGCGAUUACUGGAACCGUUCCACAUGAAUCAAAUUUUCUCUCCGAUCAUUUCAAUAUUCGAUGUAAUAGUGAAACAAGAAAUCCAAUAAUAUCUACUCCAAAUAAAGUGUUAGAUCCUCCAAAUAGUUCUUCAGCUGCAAAUAGAUCCAGAGGUAUAGCAGCACGGUUGAAAUUUCGUAAUUCACGUAGAUCAAAGAGUGCUCAUGACAGAAUUCCUGAAUCUCCUCAAAGAUCAUUUCACGUGAGAAACAAAACUGAUUUAUCACCUACUAGAAAUUCGCUUACAGAUAAUCUAAUAGAUGAUAAUUCAGAAUCAAAAAAAUCAUGGAAAUGGUGGCGCUUAAAUAAAGAUACUGAAUUAUUUAAUAAUGUACGUCGACGACAAUCAAUAGGACUGAUUGCAGAACAAUAUUUACGAUAUUUUACAAAUGACAAAAAUGGACAUUCACGUGGUGGUAGUCUACCACCGACUGAUAAUAACAACAAUAAUAAUAUUUCUAAAAAUGAAGAAAAAAUACCAUCAGAAAAUCAAAAAAUCAAUGUUAGAAAAUCACUCCAACAAGAAGAUAUUUUAAACAUCCUAAAUAAUCAUCAUCAAAGCAAUGGUGAAUGUAGUCAUGUUAAAACAGAUCCAGCAACUCCUGAUGGUCAUCUGACUUUUUAUCAUAAAUCUUUUCGUCAGGAUCAAAUGAAGCAACAACAACAACAACAGCGACCUCAAUAUCAAUUAAACGGAAAUUUCGCUCAUCAUGAGUCAUGCAUUCUAAUGCCAAGAUAUGUACCUGCAAAUGACUUGCAACGAAUAAAUUGUAGUCAUCAAAGAAUUCGUCAUUUUAGUGGACAUCAGAUAAAUGAACCUGUCUUCUUUAAUAAUCGAAAUAACCAGUUAUUAAGUGGAUAUAUUAAUCAGAAUAAUUUUGAUUCUUCCUACAAUCACCUUCAGACCUGGAACAAUACCAAAAAGCAAUCUUCUCAAGCAAAUAAGAUUUUAACUAAUCAUCAUGUUUUCUAUAGAUCCCCAUCCUCGUCAUCAUCCUCGUAUACAUCUCAAGCAAAAAAUCCUAAUGUAUUUGAACAUGCACCAAAUGCAUACUUUUAUUCUCUUCAGAGAAGGAAUCAUUCUUCAUCGAAUACAAAAGAACAUCCAUUCGAAGCACCAUGUAGUGUUUCUAUUGUCAGUGGUGGUACUAUGGCUCCAUUUAUUGUUACUUCUUCUCCAAGAGUUUCCACUACUACUGCUACUGCUUCUACUACUAUUAUAUCCACUUUACCUUCGACUGCACCACCGAUACCUCCAAGAGCAUAUGUUCGUAGACCGAUUGUGUCGAAAAAUGGUACUAAGUUAAUAGAAGAAACUGUGUCAUCAGAUAUAAUUGACAAAAAAUUACUUGAUAUGAACAAAUUACAUAUGAUAGAAAAGCAGCAGUUUAGAGAAACUAAUAAAAAUAUUACAAAUAUCACUACACCUACUAUUACUACUUAUAGUAACAAUAUGUGUAAACCAGUAGUAAAAAUAGCUGAAACUGCUAUGAAUUUGUUACAAUGUAGCUCACGAUGUUUCGAUGGAAAUGAUCAACAUCCUUAUUUUAAUUGUAUUAAUAAUCAACAGCAUUAUGUAAAACCUAAUAUCUUGUCAAAUAAUCAAAUUAAAGACAAAGUACCAUCAAAUCAUUCAGAUAAUAGUUUUCAUAAAACUUCAGAAUUGAAGUCGAUGAUGCAUUACCAUCAACAACAACUACAACCUCCUUUAAAGUCAAUCAAUCAUCAAUUUGCCUCAAAUACUCAUGAAGUUAAAUUAUUUAUGUGUAAUGAAGGAAGUACAAUUGAAAAUAGAAAGGAUAGAUUUAAAUCUCAUCAAAAUAACUGUUCAAUUUCUAAUAAUCAUUUAAACAAAAAUCUAAUGAAUAAUCAAAGUCAUAAUAGAAUAUCAGUUAAAAAUGAUCUUUUGAAUAUAAUGAACAUUAAAUUACAAACAUCUCAUCCAGUUACAAAUCCUCAUACUCAGUUAAUGUACAAAAAUAAUCUUAGUAAUAAUAUAAAUAAAAAUAAUGAAGUAUGUUUAAUGUUUAUAAAUUUAUAUUCUCAUUCUUUUUACUUUAAUAAAGAAGAAACAAGACAGAAUGUACUUGUCACAAAUAAGACUAUUCAUUAUUAUCUAUACUGUCUAGUCUUUAUAUUAUUGAAAAAAGUGAGAUAUCAGCUCACUGAAGACAGUGGUGUACGGUGGCGCAACUUCGUGGAUUGGUUGAAGUUAGACAUUGACACCGUUGGAUGCUGGCUCAGUGGUCUAGUGGUUAAGUGCUUGCGCGCAAAACCAGUGGGUCUUGGGUUCGAAUCCCGCGUGGUGCGGGAUCGUGGAUGCGCACUGCUGAGGAGUCCCAUACUAGGACGAAACGGCCGUCCAGUGCUUCCAGGUUUUCCAUGGUGAUCUAGCUUCAGUUGACUCAUGAUUUCAACCUGUGAAAAAAGUUCUCAAAAUUAUCGGAAAAUUUAAGCCACUACAUAAUUUUAUUGAGAUCAAGAACUGGAUAUUUGCUUUGCUACAGUAUGAAACUCCUGUAAAAGGCAAAUUCAUGAUCAUCGCUUAUAAUCGAACGCAGAACUUACAGGUCUUUCUGUGAUAAUUUUAUCUUUAGACUACUGAGAUAAUGUUCACUGAUUUACAUGUUUGACUUCAAUCAAUUCGAAGAAUUAAGCAACAAUCUAAUCGUAUCUUCAAUAAACAACACAGUUGAAUUCUAUUGGUUACAGCUUCUUACUAGAAGUAAGGUAACUCUCCAUGAAACCUCAUAAUUAGGAUACAACAUAAUUAUUUGAUCCAUUUUUACUUGUCGUACAACAAUCUCCACAUACAUUAUUAUCUUUAGGUUCAAUAAACUUAAUAAACAUUACUGAACAAUUUCAUGCAAUUUGUAGUGCACGAUGAAAUUGAACCGUAUAAACAGGUCAUUAUAGAAGUACCAACUAAAACCGAAACCCCUUAAGAUACAUCAAAGGAACGAAUUUCCAUCAUAAUGAUAAGCUGUUUGACAGUAUAGGGUUGUGCAGAUUGUUGAGAUCAUGAAUCCAUCAAUGUUAGACCACCAUUGAAGAUGUAGAAGCACUAGACAGCCGUUUCAUCCUAGUAUGGGAUUACUUAGUCAUGCGCAUCCACAAUCACGCACGCAACACUUGGACCUAGGACCUUCGAUCUAACAUUCGAAACAAUAGUGAUAUUAUUUAAACGGGUUUAAAGUGCUGGUUGAGAUAGUGACACAAACUUAUUCAUUUUGAACACUAGUUUUCUUUUUGUUUACAAACGUUUCAAUAACUUUAGAUGUUGGAUUAAUAUAUUAUUUCUAUGUGUGUUAUAUUAAUUAUCUGAAAGGAUCAAAUUAACAGUGGAAUAGGAUCUAUCGAAAUAGUAUAGUUGUAAAUAAAUCAGUUGUUAGAUAAUAUAUCUACAGAAAUCUAUUACCAUAAUAAUUAUGUUUACAUAAACGGAUCACAUUUUGUAAUAAAACUGGAAAAUAAAAUUUCAUUUUGUAAGUUAAC